This is a messenger RNA of Glycine soja, 2161 nucleotides long. RefSeq lists its product as uncharacterized. The transcript is spliced from 2 exons. The record is from RefSeq and is a predicted model, not a curated record. The coding region runs from base 1199 to 2161 and encodes 320 amino acids. Lineage: Eukaryota; Viridiplantae; Streptophyta; Magnoliopsida; Fabales; Fabaceae.
CUUUUUGACGUUUGUUUGUUUGUUACAUCAAAAUUUUCGCCACCACGCAGUGUUAUUUUUUUUUGAGUUUGUAUGUGACUUUAGGUUAGGAAGGAAAAAAAAAAGGGAUUGGAAACUUGACCUUGGAUUGCAAUGUUACUUAGUAUUUGUUCUGUUCAACAAUUUCGCAUCGUUGUAUGUACUUAAAAUUUGAUAGAAUUUAAAGCAUUUUAAUUGGAAAAGAUUGUUUCUAAGGGAAUGGGGUUGAAUCAUUUGCCCUAAGCCCCUAAGUUAAUUUGAAUUCAGUUGGGGAUUUAAGUCACUAAACUGUGUUGUAGGAGAUAUGUUAGUUGCCUGAACUUCUGUUCAUGGCUUUUUUGAAAACCUAUUCAGUUCACAUUGUUUCUAUUGGUCCAAGUUUCCCAUAUAGACUACACUCUGUAUGAUUGAAUUAAUUAUUAUUUUGUGAGAAUCUUACUUUGUACUCUGUUAGAUCUCUAUGAAGUUGAAUAUUGCGUUAAUUACCUACUCUGACAUGAAUUUUUCCAAUUACUCACGUUCUGGACUCUGAUCCAGACAUGCACUUCAUCUAUCUGACUGUUGUUAACACUUGGAUGUUUCUCCAGUCCUCACUCUCUCUCUUUCUCUCUGUCCAUCAACUCCAUGACUCUUUCAGGAUACCAUAUCCAUCAUCAACUUCGUCACUCUUGGUAAAAGCCAUCUUGCACCUCUUUCUUUCUCUCAUCAACACGGCUUCCAUGUUCUUCUACCUCUAACUUCACAUUAGGUCUGUUCUGUUUCUGUGGGUUUGUGAAUCUUUGUGUCGUUAUGUUUGAUGAAAUGCCACAACCAUCACAAACUAUAGAAUUCCUCUGAACUGUAAUGUAGAAAGCUGUUUUGAUUUUUAGAAUUUCAAAGAUCGAGCUUUCUACAACUAGUUCUUCGCUUACAUGGAAUGAAACCAUAUACAUGUUCAAUGUUCAUAGAAAACUCACCAUUGCCACGAUUACCUACGCUGUUGUCUUUUAAAUGCCAUUUUCCUAUUCAGUUGGUGCCUAGCUUAUAUAUACAGUUCAAGUGACAAUUUAUCACUUCUUUAACAAUGGUGAAAUUGCUUCUUCAUUCUCUCUUGUUUGGUUGCAAUGUUUCUGGCACCAAAGUAGCUGUUAUGUGGAUGCACUUGUUGCAUGUCUAAGUAAUAAGAGAAACUUUAGUAUUAAUGCCUUUGAGCUGGUUAUUAGAGAACCUAAGACCAAUAACUUCAAAUAACCCCUCUAGAAAAUUGGGCUCACUUGGUGGUAUGUUAAAAUACACAUCUGUUGAAACUUAUUCAGUCCUUCAAGCAAGCUGCCUUCAACACUGGUUUAAAAACUGGCAAGCACUUAGGAGAAACAAAUUGACAGCUAGCACUUUUGCUGCUGCUAUUGGGUUUUGGCAUCGGCAAAGGGUCCAGCUGUGGUUAGAGAAGAUUGGUGCUAUUGAACCUUUCUCUGGAAACCUUGCCACCUGUUGGAGCAAUAUCAAAGAGGAGGAUGCACUUGAAAGAUACAAACUGAUAACUGGAAAUACCGUGCGUUUUCCUGAAUUUCAGGUCUAUGAUGCACACCCAGAAGACAGCUGGCUAGCUGCUUCACCUGAUGGCGUUAUUGACAGUAUGGUGCAUGAGUUGCCUUCUUGUGGAGUACUGGAGAUAAAGUGUCCAUAUUUUGAUGGGGACAUAAGUAAAGCUUUUCCUUGGUUUCGAAUUCCAAUUCACUAUAUUCCUCAAACUCAGGGUUUAAUGGAGAUUCUAGGAAGGGAUUGGAUGGAUUUUUAUGUUUGGACUCCUAAUGUUAGUAGUCUAUUCAGGAUAUACCGCGAUGCCGAGUAUUGGGAUUUAAUGAAAAUAGCACUAUCUGAUUUCUGGUGGAAGCAUGUCUAUCCAGCGAGAGAGUUGUAUAGUAGUAAUGUUAUAACACAUCCCCUAUUUCAAUUAAGAUCAAUGAGGCCUGCUCCUAGACAUGAAUUAUGUAGAGAUAUUGUUUAUAAAAGCAAACACAUUGCUGCUAAUUCUAAGUUGUUGAUGCGGGAGAUACAUGGGAAACUAUUUAAGGAGUUGAUUGUUAGAUGUGAUUAUUUGAAGUUGGAGAUUGGAGACUGGAGUGAGACAGGCUUAAAAGGUUAUAGAACUAUGCAAAAUUGA